GCCACAGAGGCACACCAGCACAAAGCAACUAGCAAACCAAGCAAGCUAGCCGUAGUAGUCAGAGCAAGAAAGCAAGCAGCCAUGUCCAUCGUCAAGCGUGCUUUGGGCUUCAGCGGCGGCUACGGCCAGAGCAAGCCCGUGAUAAGCUACCACACCCACAACUCCGACUCGGUGACCACCGUCGUGACGGAGAUCAGCCACAUGAGCCUCAACGAGAAGCAGGCGGGGUACAAGACGGCCUCCCUCACGGAGCUGUGCAGCGAGGACGCCGAAGUGCAGAAGCACGGCUACGGGCAGCAGGCGUACGGGAGCGACGUCGGAGGCUACGGCGAACAAAAGGUGUCGUCGUACCAGCAUGAGAGCGGCGCCGGAGGGUACAGCGCUCACCACCACGAAAGCUCCGUGCAGAAGCACGGCGGCUACGGUGGGCAGAAGGCGUCGUCGUACCAGCAUGGAGGCUACGACGCUGCCAGCCACGACAGCACAGGCGCCACGCAGAAGCAUGGCUACGGUGAGCAGAAGGCUUACCAGCAUUAUGGGGCUGAGGCCCACCAUGACAGCUCGGCGCAGAAGCAUGGCUACGGCGAGCAGAAGGCGUACGGUGGUCACCACCAGGACAGCAAGGUCCAGAAGAGCGGCUACGGCGGCGAGCAUACGGCGUACCAGCAUGAAGGCAAUCUCAAGGGGUACACCGCUCUCCACCAGGACAGCAAGGUCCAGAAGCAUGGCUACGGCGAGAAGGCGCACGGCUACGGCGAGCAGAAGGCGUACGUGGACUGCACGGUCCAGAAGCCCGGCUACGGCGAGCACAAGGCGUACGAGCAUGGGAGCGCCGCCGCCGCCCUCCACCACGACAGCUACGGCGUCGUGAAGAAGCACGGCUACGGCGGCGAGCAGUACCAGCAUGGCGCUGCAGCGGGAGGGUACGACGGCGUCCACCACGACAGCUCGGUGCAGAAGCACGGCUACGGGGAGAAGGCGUACCAGCACGGGAGCGACGCCGGAGGGUACGGCGGUGUCCACCACGGCAGCGCGACGCAGAAGCACGGCUACGGCGCUGGGCAGAAGGCUUACGCGCACGAUGCAGAUGCCGGAGGGUACGACGCUGCUUUCCACCAUGGCGGCGCGAAGCAGACGAAGCACGGCUACGGCGGCGGACAGAUGGCUUACCAGCAUGGUGCCGACGCCGGAGGGUACACCAGUAACACCACUUUCUACCACGGCGGCGUGGCGCAGAACGCGUCGUACCAGCAAGGGCGCGCCGCCGGUGUCGUCCAGAAGCAGCACGGGGGCUACGGCGGCGUGCAAAAUGCGUACCCGCAGCAAGGGUGCGGCGCCGGCGGCGUCGCAGGGUAUGAUGCUCUUGCCCAACGCCGUGAGAGAGAGAAGCAGCGGUUCGACCAGGGGUGUGAGAGCGACGAAGAGAGCGAGGAGGAUAGCGACUGCGAAGAGGAGGAGGUGGGCCUUGCGGCGCCCGGCGGCACGCAGUACUACGCGGCGUACGAGCGCCACCAGCAGCUCGGCGGCGGCGGCUAUGGCGGCGGGUGCGCACAGCCCAAGAAGCACAGGUACUACUGAGCUCCUGCGUCGUGCGGUCGUGCCCACAUGUGACUGCCAGCGUGAUACAAUCCUACCUACGGUGACACCUAUCUGCUCACAUGCUCCUGCAUGCGAUGCCAGUAUUUGGUGGACCUUUGCAUUGCAAAAGUGUCUAAAUAAGAUGUACAUGUAACACAUAUUCUGCAUCCACCAUAAGUGGCAUCGGUACAAUAAUUUACCGCACACAAGUUUGAUUAUUA
Messenger RNA from Triticum dicoccoides, 1799 nucleotides. RefSeq names its product hornerin-like. Bases 82 to 1578 code for a protein of 498 amino acids. The transcript has a single exon. Lineage: Eukaryota; Viridiplantae; Streptophyta; Magnoliopsida; Poales; Poaceae. The record is from RefSeq and is a predicted model, not a curated record.